AUGGAGAAUAUAGAUAACCAAAGAUUGUUAGAUGUCCUCUCAAGCAUUCUAUCUUUGACCCAAAGUGAUGACGACAGGAAAACUUCUAUCAAGGAUAAUAUAAAUAUAAUUUUGACAAAUUCACCUUAUUCAUUCAAGGAUGAAUCCAUUGACAAUAUAGCCAAACUUGAAUCCUAUGUAGAAGAAUCUAUGAUAACUUUCUUUAUUACUUAUAACACAGAUAAUAGUUUUAUUUUUUCCAGCAUUGACAAUUGGCUGAAUUUACUUAGUUUAUAUCCAACUACAUCGAUUAACGAUUAUAUUAUUGCAUUACAAAUCAUUAUAUAUCUUACAAAUGUCUCAUUUAUCAAUAGGCAAGCAUUAGCAUAUCAACCAAGCAUUAAAACAAUAUUAUUUGAACACAUAUCUGGAAAAAAACAGUCCAGUAACCAAACUAACAUAUAUUGCCCUAUCAUUCAAUAUCAACUAACGGAAUUAUAUGCCAGUAUAUUAUCGCUUAACUGUAGGCCAAGAGAGAUCGUAGAUAUUUAUGAUAAAGUUUCAGCAGUUUUCAAGCAUCAGUUAUUGACUACAUUAGGGAACCAUGUAUCAGACCCUUUGCUACAAAAUUAUCUACAGUUUGAAAACUCAACGUUACCACUCAACCCAAUAGACCUACUGUGUGAUGACACAAUAACUUUACAGUUGUAUAUUGAAUUUGGCAAUGUAGCCUCUAAUAGAUUUUUAUCAUUAGGGGAUAAAAUGUUCUUUGAAAUUAAUCAAGGGAGAUUUACCAUUUCGAAUUUUAAUGGGGUGAUCGAGAGUAUAUGUGAUUAUGAGUUUGAAAUAGAAAAAGAAUACUUAUUAAUCAUAGAGAUUAGCAAUGAGAAAGUUACUUUUUAUACGGAGGGAAAUUACAUAAAUAGUAUAAUCUUACUUCGUGAAACUUCAACAUUGAAUUAUUCGAUGGAAUUAACAAUAGGGUCGAUGAUUUGUUCGUUUAAGUUAUUCAAACUUUACGUUUGGAAAGUUGAACUCCCAAUAGAAGUAAUAAAGAUGAUGUACUUAUUAGGACCACUAUAUCAAAACUCAUUUAUGAUACCAUAUGAUUAUAAUGGAAUCCACUCCAGUAUUGAUUCAAGUAUAUUUAGGGAAGUAUAUCAAGAUUCUGAAGUAGCCAGCUACACUUCUUAUAAUGAUUUCUUGAAUAGAUUGAAAAUAUGGGACACUAAAUUUCUUCUAAUUGAUCUAGAUAUAGAAAACUUGAUUGGAAAGUAUCGUAGUGACUGGUUCCUUUGUAAAUUUAAUUAUGAUUCAGAGGAUAUCCUUGGAAAAUGUUAUUAUUAUCAUAAUUCAAAUAUUGCUUCAGUAUUUCAUUCAAUUAAUUACAUUGAAUUUACUAUUUACUCUAUUGAAUCAAGUAAAAAUUGGGACGAUAUAUAUGAUAGAACUGAAGAGUUAGUAAUAUUAUUGAGGGAACCAACAUUGUUAAAUUGGUUUGCCAUUGAAAACGGGUUUUCCAUUUUAAGUCAUACCUUAUAUAUGUGUGUUAAAAAGUACCUGCAUGGCCUCCCAAUCCAGUUUAUGAAUCUCUUUCUGAAUAACUUUUGCACAAACUAUGAAUUACAGGAAAAUUUGUUAAUAAAAAACGAAUAUGCUUAUGAAACACUUAUACUAAAUUUUGAUUUAUGGUAUUACAAGUCAGAAGAGGAUUUGAUAAAGAGUUCUGAACUUGAAUUAUUGAGAUUUGUAUGCUUCCAUAUACACAUUCUAAUUUCAUCAUCUAAAUAUUCUGUCCAUAACAUGAAUAUUCUGCUGAAAUAUAGUAUCAUAUCUAGAUUGCUCUCUUUCCUUCACAAUAAUCCAACCAUUGAAUUAUCUUUACUUUAUGAUGAUAUUAUUUCAAUGAUAAAUCCUAUAUUAUACCAUGGAAUGUCUCAUUCUAAGUUGAAAAUGAUAUUAGAUUUUUCUUUCCUAGAAUUAGAAAAUGGAAACCCUAAUAAUAGUAUUUUAUGCGAAGGCUUAAUUGAUAGUGUCUUGAAAACUUCAUUGGUUAAUUCAAAUGCAGCUUGUGUGGCCUUAGUCAAUGAGAUUAUUCAUCCAAGAACCAUCUUAUUAUUGAUGAACGAGCAGGUAAAACAUGGAUUGAGUCCGACACGUUCAUCGCAGAUAUUGGCGAGAUUAUUUUCCUCGAACAGGGCAUUGUUUGUAAGUUUUGCAAAAAGUAACGGUAAUCUUCUUUUAUUGCAUAUAUUUACAAUUUCUCCAGAACAAUAUUAUUUAGAUAUUGUUUAUUCUUUAUUUCUAUCCUCCGUUGGGUUGAAUGAUUUUCCAAUAGACGAAAUGUCUCAUGAUUACUUUUCACUCCCAAAACAUAUCAGCAUUACGUACCCAGAAUAUAUUUUCUUAAGUCUUACUUUCUUAGAUUGGAUCGUAUUUAAUAAUACAAAUUCUAAAAAUCUGGCUAGGUUAGAUUGUUUCGCCCAAAAAUAUUGUUUACAGAUUUCAAAUAACAACUUAUCUUCAGUUCAAUAUCCAUUCAUGAAUAAUGCUAUUCGUCCUCAAGUAAUAAAAAUGUUAACACUUUUGUUGCAGCUUCAUAUUUCAUUGGAAUGCCCAAAGAACAAAGGUCACUGUUUUGAUUCAGUAUUGACAACACGGAAUAUCAUUGCAUCAUCGAUCUAUGAAACAAUAAGUGUGGUACCUAACUCAGUAUUUGAGGAUUUAUUAACAAGUAUAAUGUUUCCUAUCAAAAGUAUUAUGUUAGAUGAAGAAGAACUGGCACACGAUAGUUACUUAGAUCUCUCGUUUUUUUAUAGUAUUCUUCCGAUUAUUUUUGAUAAAAUAUUGAAAAAUGGUACUAUUACAACCUGUACGGCAUUGGUGCAUUCAAACAUUGUUACUUUAUUAAAUAUAUUUUUAAAUUAUUUUAUGACAAUUAAAGUGGAAUCUUCGUUCCUUCUAGAUACCUUUGAUAUCUUGGCACAGUGUGUUCAGAAAAAGCCUAAAAUGAGUAUUUUCAACUUUCACAACAGUAAAAACGAUAUUGAUAUUGAUCACCUGUUUUCUAAAUUCUCUUAUUUGAUAAUUUAUCUCCAACUUACGAAACAGUUGAAAUGGGAUAAGAACGAGGUGAGUAGAUUUUGUAUCAUUUUAGAAUCGAGUAAUUCGAUAAUAUUCUCUAAAAAUCGUAAUAUUGGAAGCUAUACUCUGACAGCAAUGUAUUAUAUAUUUCUCCAAUGUCAAUUAAAUGAGCACACUUAUAUUCCUAUUGUAUGUCACACAAUAAGGUCAAUCCUGAAAUUUAAAGAAAACGAUAUCAGUCAUGUUAUUAGUAUUCUUGACCCAAUGCAUAAAAGUGAAUUGGAAAAUUCCUUUAAAAUAUUACUACAAUCUAAAGGAGAUGAAGGAUUUGCAUAUAUUCUAUCUCUUGAUGAAUUUCUUCUGAACGAUUCCAAAAUAUCACGAUUUUUGAAUUUAUGUAAGUCCGAAGCUUCCAUAUUGUCUAAUAGGCUUUCGUAUGAUGGUGAUAAACUUUCAGAUAAAGUAUAUAUCAACAAAACUAAAGACCAAAAAUAUUUACAGAAUAGUAUUAAUAUACUAUAUGAUGAUUUUAUAGAAAAGAACAAAAACAUGAGAAAGAAUUUUGUUAUAUCCGGUAAUAAAGCGAUGAUUGAUUUACUGUCAGAUAUUGAAGAAGAAUCAAAUUAUUAUACCAAUAUAUUUUAUAGGAUUAGAACCAACUUUACACAUGUACAUGAGGUUCAAAAUAAUAAUACCCCAAAGAUUUUAUGGAGAUUAGAUGGUGUAGAAAAUAUCAAUAGAGCAAGAAGAAAGCUACUCCCAGCACACGCUUACAGUAAUGAUGAAACUCUACUGAUUUCAAGUGCAGUUACUGGGAGGGAUCAUAUUGGGGACUUUAAUGAGGAAACUUUAACCGAUGUAGCACUCGGAAAAGAUAUCACAAAUGCUAACUACGAAAAUGGGCUCGAUAAUUUAAACCUCAACAAUGAAAACAGAAAAAUUUUGAAAAUAUUAAAAGAUUCAGAUGCUAUAAAAGCCAUAUGGAAUACAAGUCUGGUGGUUGGAUUAGAUCUACGAGAAGGUAUAUUGAUUCUUGGUCAUAAAUAUUUGUACUUUGUGAGCAAUUAUUACUUUUCCAACAUCGAAGGUAAUAUAAUGAAAAUUAAUGAUGUACCAAAAUCUUAUAGGGAUGUCGAUAUUGGUUUGAUCAUUAAUCAUUUUGAGUCAGCUCAGUUGGAAUCAAAUAAGCCUAUUGAGGUUAAUAGUUGGAGAUUAGAACGACUGGCCUUUGUUACCAAAAGACCAUUUUUACUUAGAGAUGUUGCUUUAGAGAUAUUGUUUGAUAAUAAUACCACUUUAUUUUUUAGCUUCAAAAAGAGUUCCAUUAGAGAAAAAGUGUAUCGCUUAUUAACCAAGGUAAGUAAGCCACAUUUUUUGGAUCCAUUAUAUGCACAUGUUUUGGAAGAAUUGAAUGAUCGAAGCAACAUGAUUGGAACGCAGAAUGGUAUUGCUAAGAUAAGUUUAACUACAAGAUUUGUUAACGUAAUGACACCUACUACUAAAAACAAAAAUAUGUUCGAGGUUACAGAUUUAUGGAGGAAAGGUAAAAUUUCCAAUUUCUAUUACUUGAUGGUAAUAAAUACGCUAGCUGGACGAUCAUUUAAUGAUCUCACCCAGUAUCCGGUAUUUCCUUGGGUGAUUUCAGACUAUACAAGUGAAACACUUGACUUAGAAAAUAAAAACUCAUUUAGAGAUUUAUCAAAGCCCAUGGGUGCACAAGGCGAUAAAAGGAAAAUGGGUUUCAUUGAAAGAUUUAAUGCAUUGAAGGCUGUAGAUGACCCAUUCGCCCCACCAUUCCAUUAUGGUACACAUUAUUCCUCGGCGAUGAUUGUUUCUUCAUAUCUAAUCAGAUUGAAACCAUUUACAGAAUCUUUUAUUUUAUUACAAGAUGGAACAUUUGGACAUCCUGAUCGUCUUUUUAAUUCAAUUGCGAGGACCUGGAGAUCAGCAGCUCUGGAAAAUACGACAGAUGUGAGAGAACUAGUACCUGAAUUUUAUUUUCUUCCUGAAUUUCUACUUAAUAUUAAUAAUUACGAUUUUGGCACGAACCAGCAAGGACAAAACGUCAACGAUGUAAUACUACCUCCUUGGGCCAAUGGUGAUCCCAAGAUAUUUAUAGCCAAAAACAGAUGCGCACUAGAGAGCCCUUAUGUUUCUAAACAUCUUCAUGAAUGGAUCGAUUUAAUUUUUGGAUACAAACAAAAGGGUAAAUUGGCAGAGGAACAUAUUAAUGUUUUUAGUAAGAUGAGUUAUCCUGGUGCUAUCAAUUUGGAAAAGAUUGAUGAUGAAAAUGAAAGACGUGCUGUCGCUGGUAUGAUCCAUAAUUUUGGACAAACACCUUUACAAAUAUUUCAGGAUGCCCAUCCUGAACGGAUAGUCUUGCAGUCCAGUGCAUUUGAUUUUGCUGCUCUACAGGAAUUGACAACAAUUCCAAGAAUUGAAAAUAACAAUGAACUUUUGGAUCCCUCGGCAUACUUGGUUUAUCUUAAUGAUAUGAAAUUCCAUACUUAUUCAUUUUCGAAAUUUUAUGUUAGUGGCAAAUAUCCGGAUUAUUUGGUUGAAAGAAUAGGUAGUGAAUCAAUUUUAAUUGAUGGUACUAAAUAUAGAAAUAUACAUUUGAGUGAAUUAACAGCUUGUGUACCAUGGGAAAAUGGUAUAUUUAUUACAGGUGAUGUCAAUGGACUAAUAAAGUUGUGGACAAUCAGUGGUAAAGGUAUUUCUGACCUUCAACUAACUCACAAGACCACCUUGCAUGGUCAUCUUCACGGCAUAGUAUCGAUUCAAAUAUACCCUGAAUAUUACACGAUGAUCACAUUGGAUUCUCAUGGGAACAUAUUUGCAUGGGAUAUGAUAUCAAAUGAAUUAAUUCGUUGUGUCCAUAGGGAUGCCAAAUUAGUGACUGUUUCAUUACUUCACGGUUCAAUGUUAAUCUUAACAAUCAAUAAUAAAUUAAAAAUGUGCAAUAUCAACACCCUAGAUUACACCAAUAUAAAAGUUCCAGAAGAAUCUAAAAUAACGAGUUUCCAAUUUUUAGACUUUAAGACACAGGAUCCAUAUGCUGGUCAUAUGUACCUGGAUCAAUUAGAAAUAGUAUGUAUAGGAUACAACGAUGGAACUAUAAGAAUAUUUCAACUUACGAUAAAUCAAUGUAAUGAAUGGGAAUUAAAAAUUUUGAAAACACUGAGAGUUAAAAGUAAGUCCCCAAUUACUACCGUAAAGGCUGUGACAGAUGUCACGUACAGGAUACCACAAGAUGAUACGUCGGGGGUAUUCGCACCAACCCUUACAAGUUUACAAAUAGCCUGUGGUACAGCAAAUGGAGAACUAUUGACUUGGAAAUAG
This is a messenger RNA of Maudiozyma barnettii, 6405 nucleotides long. RefSeq names its product Bph1p (gene BPH1). The coding region runs from base 1 to 6405 and encodes 2134 amino acids. NCBI's taxonomy places the organism in Eukaryota, Fungi, Ascomycota, Saccharomycetes, Saccharomycetales, Saccharomycetaceae. Gene Ontology annotation, molecular function: protein binding. The record is from RefSeq and is a predicted model, not a curated record. The transcript has a single exon.